Molecule: messenger RNA, 1425 nt
Organism: Raphanus sativus (radish)
Lineage: Eukaryota; Viridiplantae; Streptophyta; Magnoliopsida; Brassicales; Brassicaceae
Product: putative lipid phosphate phosphatase 3, chloroplastic
Exons: 9
Coding region: 289-1221 (310 amino acids)
Biological process (GO): phospholipid metabolic process
Molecular function (GO): phosphatidate phosphatase activity
Source: RefSeq, a predicted model, not a curated record
GUCAGUUUCUGUCUUGCUCCUCUCUUGUCUAUUUUUUUCAGCCAGCUAGAUCUUCUCUCUUUAUUGUUGUUCCUCUUCUUCAGCUAGGGUGCUUUUAACUGCUUACUAUGCCUUUUCUGAAUUUUGGGGGGCUUUUUCAGAAAACUUGUUACCCGGAAGAGUUUGUGAUUCUUGGGAUGAUCUUAGGCUGUCACAAACCGGGGACCUGAGGUUUCAGGGACUGCUGAUAAUUGGGUCUCACCAUCUGACAUUCCACUCAUAGAUCCUUAUAGUAAAGAAGAGCACAAAAUGAGAGAAGCACAGCUAGGCGCUCACACUGUGAGGUCCCAUGGAAUGACACUUGCAAGGACUCACAUGCAUGACUGGAUCAUACUCGUACUACUCGUUAUCCUUGAGUGCAUACUCCUUAUCAUCCACCCGUUUUAUCGCUUUGUCGGGAAAGAUAUGAUGACUGAUCUGAGUUACCCUCUAAAGAGUAACACCGUACCAAUCUGGUCUGUCCCGAUCUAUGCGAUGUUGUUGCCAUUGGUAAUCUUCAUAUCUAUUUACUUCCGUAGAAGAGAUGUAUACGACCUUCAUCAUGCGGUGUUAGGUCUGUUAUACUCUGUUCUGGUGACUGCAGUACUUACUGAUUCGAUAAAGAAUGCUGUUGGUAGACCACGCCCUGACUUCUUCUGGCGUUGUUUUCCCGAUGGCAAAGCUGUUUUUGAUAGCCUCGGAGAUGUGAUAUGCCAUGGUGAUAAAAGUGUCAUAAGGGAAGGGCACAAAAGCUUCCCAAGCGGACACACCUCUUGGUCUUUUGCGGGUCUAGGAUUCUUGUCGCUGUAUUUAUCAGGGAAGAUUCAAGUAUUCGACGGUAAAGGCCACGUUGCGAAGCUAUGCAUUGUCAUACUCCCUUUGCUAGUUGCAGCUCUUGUCGGUAUUUCCCGUGUAGAUGACUAUUGGCAUCACUGGCAAGACGUGUUUGCAGGAGGCUUGCUAGGUCUCGUGGUCUCUACGUUCUGUUAUCUUCAAUUCUUUCCGCCACCAUAUCACACCGAAGCUUGGGGGCCAUAUGCUUACUUCCAAGUGUUGGAGGCGGCACGAGCACAAGCGCAAGCAGCGGAGAAUGGAGCGGCUCCGGGAGGUAACGGUGAAGAGGAAGACGGAGGGUUUAUGGGUUUACAUUUGGUGGAUAAUCCGAGUAUGAGGAGAGAAGAUGUUGAGGCUGGUAGAAGCUGAGAUAUGAAAGAAACACUGAAGCUGGUUCGGUAGAUUCUUUGUUUGGUUUGGUUUAACUGGUUAGACCCAGGUCUAUUAAAUAAAGUUUUAUUGAUUUUCACUUGUUCAGUUGGGACUAAUCGAACCAUAGGUUUUUUUAUCAACUUUGAACCAUAAUUAAUGACUUUUGCUGUCGCUUAUAAAUGAAGAAUUUUUUUUUUUUUU